AUGUCGAGAACUGCCAACGCCUUAGUAUGCCGCGCUGCGCCAGCACUGCGCUCUACGGUACUGCAAUCAGCUCGCUCACCAUGCCUUCGCAGAGGAUUUGCCCAAGAAACGAGCUUCCCAAAGCCACUGAAGUUGAAGGGCGUUCUCAAGCCUCUGAAGCAAUUCAUGGUGACGCCUACUGUGGGCACUGAGUUUCCAGAGGCCAAUCUCGUUGAGAUGCUUAACGCGCCUAACUCGGAUGAGCUACUAAGAGACCUCGCCAUCACAAUCUCCCGACGCGGAGUUGUCUUCUUCCGAGGCCAGAAUAACAUGACCAACGAUCUCCAAAAGACACUGAUCCAACGCAUGGGCGAGCUGGUGGGAAAGCCGAAGGAAUCCACCCUACACAUCCACCCCGUGCUCAACCCCCAGAGAGCAUUGGGUGGCGAUGACCUCCACAUCAGCACCAUCAACUCCAAGCAGAGGAUAAUGGCCCAGGGCAAGUCAGUACCUCGUGAUCUAGGAAACGCAAGACAGGCACUUGAAUCGUGGCAUAGCGACAUCCAGUCUGAACAGGUGCCCUCCGAUUACACAUGCUUACGGCUCGUGGAGCUGCCCUCUGUUGGAGGAGACACAUUGUGGGCAUCUGGAUAUGAGGUCUAUGAUCGCAUCAGCGAGCCAAUGCGAAAGCUUCUGGAAGGAAAGACUGCGAACUACACCGCACCAUUCUUUGAGAAGAUCAUCAAGAUGAAGAACCUUCAAGUAUACACCGACGCCCGUGGUCACCCCGAAAACGUUGGCAACCCUCUAAAGGCAGUACACCCAGUCGUCCGCACGAACCCCGUAACGGGAUGGAAGAGCGUCUUCGCCAUCGGCGCAUACCCAGGUUCUAUCAACGGCCUGACUCCCCCAGAGAGCGAGAUGAUCCUGAACUGGCUGAUGGACAUGGUACUCCGCAACCACGAUCUACAAUGUCGCUUCAGGUGGCAAGGCCCAAAUGACAUGGCCAUCUGGGAUAACCGCAGUAUGGUGCACAAUGCUACCAUGGAUUACGAUGAGUUUGGUGAUCGAUUCGGAUACCGCGUAUGCGGCAUUGGAGAGAAGCCCUACUUCGAUCCAAACAGCAAGUCGAUGCGCGAAGGAUUGGCGGAAGAGGCCAAGGAGGAGUCUUCGUAA
Alternaria postmessia is the source of this 1155-nucleotide messenger RNA. RefSeq lists its product as uncharacterized. The coding region runs from base 1 to 1155 and encodes 384 amino acids. Gene Ontology annotation, cellular component: cytoplasm. Lineage: Eukaryota; Fungi; Ascomycota; Dothideomycetes; Pleosporales; Pleosporaceae. The transcript has 4 exons. The record is from RefSeq and is a predicted model, not a curated record. Gene Ontology annotation, molecular function: 2-oxoglutarate-dependent dioxygenase activity.